Messenger RNA from Drosophila sechellia, 1648 nucleotides. It is a transcript of the gene Gr10a, whose product is annotated as Gustatory receptor 10a. Gene Ontology annotation, biological process: sensory perception of taste. The transcript is spliced from 2 exons. Lineage: Eukaryota; Metazoa; Arthropoda; Insecta; Diptera; Drosophilidae. The coding region runs from base 274 to 1500 and encodes 408 amino acids. Gene Ontology annotation, cellular component: membrane. The record is from RefSeq and is a predicted model, not a curated record.
UUUUCUAAUUUAAGUAAAGUUACUUAAUGUUAAGGGAAUAGCUCAAUUCUAUUUAUUACCAUAUAACCAUACUUCCUAUGCAAUAGAAACUUAGCAGGAGAUUAUCUAUCCUUUUUCGAGCCUACCAUAUCGGCCAUCUUCAAUAAUCAGGCGCUGACUGCACCACUUCCAUGUCCACUGUACCCACUUUCUACCCACUUCCUAACUACACUAUACCCCACAUCACGCAACUAAAAAGGAGUUGCUCAGUUUGCUGGGUGAAGCGGACCCGGAAUGACAUCGCCGGAUGAGCGCAAGAGUUUCUGGGAGCGACAUGAGUUCAAGUUCUAUCGGUAUGGACAUGUGUACGCCCUGAUCUAUGGACAAGUGGUGAUCGAUUAUGUGCCCCAAAGGGCGCUGAAACGUGGCUUUAAGGUGCUCCUGAUUACAUAUGGUCACCUAUUCAGCAUGCUGUUGAUUGUGGUAUUGCCCGGAUAUUUCUGCUACCACUUUCGCACCCUAACUGAUACCCUGGAUCGGCGUUUGCAAUUGCUGUUCUAUGUGAGUUUCGCCAAUACGGCCAUCAAAUAUGCCACCGUAAUUGUGACCUAUGUGGCCAAUACCGUGCACUUUGAGGCCAUCAACCAGAGGUGCACCAUGCAGAGGACGCAUCUGGAGUUCGAGUUCCAGAACGCUCCACAGGAGCCCAAGCGACCAUUUGAGUUCUUCAUGUACUUCAAGUUCUGCCUGAUCAAUCUGAUGAUGAUGAUCCAGGUGUGUGGCAUAUUUGCCCAGUACGGCGAAGGUGGCAAGGGUUCAGUUAGCCAGGUGCGAGUCCACUUUGCGAUCUACGCCUUUGUGCUGUGGAACUACACGGAGAACAUGGCGGACUACUGCUACUGGAUCAAUGGAUCGGUGCUCAAGUACUACAGGCAGUUCAAUCUCCAGUUGGGAUCGCUUAGGGAUGAGAUGGAUGGUCUGAGACCCGGUGGCAUGCUGCUCCAUCACUGCUGUGAGCUGAGCGAUCGCCUGGAGGAGCUGAGACGGCGGUGCCGGGAGAUCCACGAUCUGCAGCGCGAGAGCUUUCGGAUGCAUCAGUUCCAGCUGAUCGGACUCAUGCUGAGCACGCUCAUCAACAACUUGACCAACUUCUAUACCCUGUUCCACAUGCUGGCCAAACAGUCGCUGGAGGAGGUCAGCUAUCCGGUGGUUGUGGGUUCGGUCUACGCCACGGGCUUCUACAUAGACACCUAUAUUGUUACGUUGACCAAUGAGCACAUCAAGCUGGAGCUGGAGGCGGUGGCUCUGACCAUGCGGAGAUUCGCAGAGCCGCGGGAAAUGGAUGAGCGACUAACCAGGGAGAUAGAACACCUUUCGCUGGAGCUGCUCAACUACCAACCGCCCAUGCUGUGUGGACUUUUGCACCUGGAUCGCCGAUUGGUGUACCUGAUUGCUGUCACCGCCUUUUCCUACUUCAUAACUCUGGUGCAGUUCGAUCUCUAUCUGCGCAAGAAGUCCUAGUUAGUGUUCAAUUAAUAAUCAGCAAUAAUCACAACAAGCCGAAUUUAAAAUGCUUAGCUAUGUUUUUUUUUAAGUCUAGAAAAUGUUUAAUAGUUUUAGAACCACAAAUACUUGUUCCUAAUGCAGCUGAAUAAAAGCGUUUAACUAA